AUGACCAGGCCCUUGAUUGUCAGAGCGGAUCACCACGCCCCAUCGACCCAGGAUCACUCCGCUUACCGAGGUCAUACGACUUCCCGAAACCCUUUUUCCAGCCCUCCUGUGCUGCUUGCUCCGCAUCAGGCCGAAACGCUUCGCGAGAUCGCCCACGAGACCGCCAUCGAGCAAUCCCGCAGUCCUUGGGCUGCCACCGACAAAGACAACGGCCGACCGAACGCUGGAAAUAUUGCCGACGGCAUGGACGUGUAUCAGCAGCACCAGCACCAGCAGGACUCGCUGGCCGUGGCGCAGAAUGGCGGCAUGGCCGACGACGACGACAUCGAGGAGGAUGGCGACCUCGACGACGACAUGAUGGAUCGCAUCUCGAGUUCGCCUUCUAUCGAAGAUGGUGCGUGCAGCUCUGUUGUCACUCCCGUGGCCUGGCCGCGGCGAGUGUCUUCCCUGUCCUCCAUCCCACGGACCCCCUGGACCUCACUGCACUUGCACCCUCCCUCCUCAUCUCCAGCUCCCAGCACAGCAGACACAGAUUUCCUGCAGCAGAUUCGCAUUGCCCAUCAUCAUCUUCUUUCUGGUGAGUAUGCGGAUCGUAGCGACGACGGCAACCACGAUGGCGGCAAAGGACACGUCGACGGCUAUGGAAUUGGCGACGACGCCAGUCAGCAUGUUCACGUUGUCGAGGACGAGACGUAUUUUGCAGAUUGCGACUGUGACUUUGAUUGCAACGACUGCGACCUUUGCACCCACGAGGCUGACUUCGAGACCGACAUGUCGCUUACGAUACCUUACAACAAAUCCUUUGAAGAAGAUGAUGAUUCCGACUUUUCCCUUCCUGAUGACCCACGCUUCAUUGACUAUGGUUGGGCGGCAGAGUGCUUACAUGAACCAGAGGACAUUGAUUUCGAAUUCGUUUACGCCCUUCACACCUUCGUCGCUACCGUCGAGGGCCAAGCCAAUGCAACCAAGGGCGACACCAUGGUUCUGCUAGACGAUAGCAACAGCUAUUGGUGGCUGGUGAGAGUAGUCAAGGAUAGCAGCAUUGGCUACCUGCCGGCCGAACACAUUGAGACGCCUACCGAAAGGCUCGCUCGACUAAACAAGCACAGGAACAUUGAUCUCUCCGCCUCCAUGUUGACCGACCAGCAACAAGUGCAGAAACCAAAGACGGGCUUCUCAAUUGGCAUCAAGAAAAAGGCUACGGUUGCUUUCGCAGAACCCACCUAUCACGAUUACUCUGACCACGACUAUUCCUCGGAAGAGGAAGAUCUCGACGAGAUGCUAGAAUCAACCCAACAGAAGAAGCAGCAAUCGACAUCUGAUGACGAUGCUGCAGAUGAUAGUGCCCGAGUGGAGCCGCUCAGGACCAAGGGUGCCAAACCUUCGGACCAAACUCUGGACGAGUCCUCAGACGACGAAGAUCUGCGAGGAAGCCUCGACAUUGUGGAGAAGAAGGGCCCCAGCAUAUCUCGCAACGGUAACAUCAGGAACACCGACUCUUUCUUUAAGGACGAAACAGCCGAGACCAAAAAGAUCACCCUCACGCCUAACCUGCUGCGGGAUGACGCCCCUCGGGAGUCCACCGACUCUAUCCAGGGCAAGUCCCGGACGAGCUUGGACAGGCUCGAAAAGGAGCUCAUGUCCGACAAGGAUAGGAAGAAGAGCAAGGACAAGAAGGACAAGGACAAGGACAAAAAGCCUGGUGGUCUCCGAGGCUUCUUCUCGAGAAAAGACAAGAAGAGGUCGCCCGACGACGACGGCCCCGAGGGAGAGCCCCGCGAUAGUGAGGAGCGCCACUCAGAGGAGCAUUCAUCUCCCGAGAAGACCAGGCAGCCGGCCAAACUGCACAAGCCUCAAGCCCGGAUCGAGCCAACUGUCAGUAACCCGGCACCCCAGGCUUCGACUGUGGAGCUUGCCUCGUACUUGGCUGAAAGCCGCAUCAACGAUGUCUCCAAUGUUCCUCCGCCCUCGAUGCGCAUUGUCAACCCCGAGACGAACGAGACGCACGAGGUCCCAUCACACCAGCCCCCUCGUGGCCGCCCAUCUCUGGACCAACCGCUUUCUCCCACCUCCCGCCGUGGCGAGGUGGUUACCAGCCCCAGAUCGGCCGCCGCACCGCGUGCACUCAACCACUUGGAUCUAUCCGAUUCGGAUGAAUCAGACGAUGGCGAAAAUAUUCUGGAUCAGAUGCCUCACCCCAAGACGUCUAAGCCCAUGGCCACCAAGGCAUAUCAAGAGGAAGAGGUGGAAGAGCCCAUCAUCCCGGGUUCUUUCCCCGAUACCAAUCCAUUUUCUCCCAACUACAGACCCUCCCCCUCACCGCAACCCCCAGUCAAGUCAGAUGCUCGCUCGCCCGCGGAAGCAUCUCCCAUGUCUCCGGUUGCAGAGCCACCUGCUCUCAUGGUAGACACUUCGUCUCCAGAGGACCGCUCACCUUCCGUAUCACCCUCUCCUGAGCUUACUCAGUCUGUCGAGGAUAGAUCCAAGAGCAGCUCCUCUUCCACGGGAAGCAAGGAGCCGGCUUGGGACGAUAUGAAGCUGCGUGCGUUCUUCGAUGAGCCCGAGCAUAUCCGCGAUCUCUUGGUCGUGGUGUACGACAAGACCGAUGUGGUGCCCGCGAGCAGCGAUCAUCCUGUAGUGGGUGGUCUCUUCCGGGAGCAGAAUGCCAAGUUGGCAGAGAUAACAACGCAACUUGACAACAUGCUUGGAGAUUGGUUGGCAAGGAAACAACGCACUCGAGGAUCCCACUGA
Messenger RNA from Trichoderma virens Gv29-8, 2751 nucleotides. RefSeq lists its product as uncharacterized. The record is from RefSeq and is a predicted model, not a curated record. Gene Ontology annotation, molecular function: protein binding. Gene Ontology annotation, cellular component: cell tip; microtubule cytoskeleton. Lineage: Eukaryota; Fungi; Ascomycota; Sordariomycetes; Hypocreales; Hypocreaceae. Gene Ontology annotation, biological process: establishment or maintenance of actin cytoskeleton polarity. The coding region runs from base 1 to 2751 and encodes 916 amino acids. The transcript is spliced from 6 exons.